This is a messenger RNA of Moneuplotes crassus, 1231 nucleotides long. Lineage: Eukaryota; Ciliophora; Spirotrichea; Euplotida; Euplotidae. The record is from the annotation of a GenBank genome assembly.
UUGCAGUGAUGUAUCUUUAUCUUUGUUAAGCUUGAUCAUGCUUUCAGUGUACCAAUCUUUCUGUUUUUCAAUCAGAGCUUGUUGCCCUUUGGAGCGAGUAGUUUCGUCAUUAAGUUUUUCGGCAAGAUCUUUAUAUUCUUUUCGCAGCUUCUGGAGUUCUUCCUCUUGCUGUUUGCUUUCUUCUCUUUGUUGUUUGUUUUCUUCUUUAAGUUGCUUGUUUUCUUCUUUAAGCUGCUUGUUUUCUUCUUUUUGCUGCCUGUUUUCUUCAUGAAGACUGUGUAUCCUUGCAUCCUCUUGCUUCGCCUCUUCUUCUUUACCAGCCAUGCUCUGCUGGAGUACCGAAAUAGUUCCCUCAAGAUCUUGGAUUCUUGCUCGGAGUUUAUCAAUAAUUUCAUUGAGCUCAGAUUCCUUGUUUGCUGAUGUUUUCUUAAGUUCUUCGAGAGCUUCUUUAUGUUCUUCUAGAGCUUCUUUAUGUUCUUCUAGAGCUUCUUUUUGCUCUUCGAUAACUUCUUUUUGCUCUUCGAUAACUUCUUUAUGUUCUUCGAUAACUUCUUUAUGUUCAUCUUUGAGCUCCCCAAGUGUAUCUUUUACAGUUCUUCAUUUGUCAUCUUCAUCAGCUAGUUUGGCGUCACGAUCUGAGAUUUCUUGCUGGUAUCUUCUCUCAAUUGCAUGCAUUCGGUCGCGAAGUUUCUCCAAGACUCUCUUGAAUAUUGCUCCAUACUUUUGCUUGAGCUCUACCUUGAUUACAUCGAUGUUUCUUUGGUCUUCUAGUCUAGAUUUCGUCAACCCUUUACUCCAAUCCUUAAUCACACACAAGUAUUCCUUGUCUUCUGUGAAAUGGCUGUCGACAUUUUCAGCUUCUUUGUAUAAAGAUUCAUAUCUGAAAUGUUCUCCGGCUUUAUUUGCUCUUUGUAGCUUCUCUUGAAUUAGAUUAAGUUCUGCUUUUAUUGUAUAACUAAGGGCUUCAUAUUUUUCAGGUCAAGCUCCAUAAUUAAGAUUUUCGACAACAUUAAUAAACUCUUUGAGUCGUUCAUCAAGGACCUCUAUCCGUCUUCCUACAACAUAAGGGUUAAUAAGAACAGUGGAGGGAAACUCAGAAUAUGUUUUAAUAAUAGCUAAGCCGAUGGUCAGAGCAAAUAUACAGCUUCUUCUCGUCUACAUAGUGCCCGGCUCCUUCAAGACAUCCCUCAUGCUGGCAAUUUUGAUAGUUCAUAUUUAUCUUAAUUAUUUA